UCCAAAUCAAAGAUUAAUUAAUGUAAAUUGGGAUGAUUCAUUUAAUAAGAUGUUUCCUUUCUCCAUUCAAAAUCCAAUUGUUCGUUUUGAAAGCAAUUUUAGACCUGGACAAAUAUUUACUUGGGGUUAUUAUAGAAUUAUUUACUAUGUCGAAGAUUCUUUUGGUUAUUGGGAUUCUUGUGAGUUUAAUAUUAUCAUUUCUCCAAAUAAAUGUCAAUUACCUUCAAAUAAUUCAAAAAACAAUAAUUUAACAAUUUUUAUUUUAAACAAAAUGGAUUUGAAAGAAAAUUCUGAAGCAGAAUUUAAUGCAAAAUUAUUUUGUAAAAAUAAUGAAUAUAUUUUUAAAAAACAACAACCAUUUUAUAUUUGUGAUAGAUUGGGGAAAUGGAAUCAUUGGGAAAAUAUAGGAAUUCCUUUUGAAUUUCCUUCAUGUUCUUCUACAGAAAAUGUUUUACAAGAAAUUGAGGGGAAUUUAAAUUUUAAUGGUUUUUGCUCUAAUUAUAAUGAAUAUCAAGAUGAAAUUGUUUGUUAUUAA
Molecule: messenger RNA, 535 nt
Organism: Meloidogyne enterolobii
Lineage: Eukaryota; Metazoa; Nematoda; Chromadorea; Rhabditida; Meloidogynidae
Source: the annotation of a GenBank genome assembly